AUGACGGGCAAUGAUGGAAUUCCCGACUACCUCAAGCUCGGCAUUGUUCGAGAUGCGGUUACACAUAUGGCGGAAGUGAACCACCUGCCGGGGUACGAGAAAGGAUGGACGCCAGAGGGGCACACAGAUUCCAAAGCUGCGGGGGGACAAAGAGAGAACUCACUGUUCAUAUCAAAUCUGGUGUUGACGAUAUUUGCGAUUGUUAUUGUCUCCGCGAGGAUUUAUGUUCGUGCGUUUGUGGUUGGUGGGUUGGGCGGUGACGAUUAUGCUAUCGUUGGAGCGAUGGUGAGAUCUUCUGGGAGAGGUGGGGUGAAGUUCACGGGCCUGGAGCUGAUAGUCCGGGGAGGUAGAUUGUCUUGAUGUGUUCGGCGGUGAUGUUGUGUUACGGUGAGUUGUAUGGAAAAUGGUCAGGGAAUUUGGAGCUAAGUGGAGAAUAGGCGUCAAGCAAGCCGGCAUUGGAAAACAUAUCCUUGAGUUAGAAUUCGAUGAGGUAUUAAGACUCCUAAAGGUUAGAAGUCUGUGAUACCCACUUAAUCAGUAGAGAGCUAACCUCAUUUACCGUCCAGAUAACCUAUGCCCUGCCUAUCAUUCACACACUCGGCCUGUACCCUAUAAAAAUAUCUCUCCUACUAUUCUAUCGAAGAUUAUUCGGCCCACACCGUUCUCUACAACGGGCAGUCAGGUAUUUCAUAAUUUUCGAGACCAUUCACACAUUUGGGUCGUGUAUUGGCUUUGUCUUUAUGUGUGCUCCGGUUUCUUCAUGGUGGAAUAUCUUCCGCCGUGCGGAUGACUGCCCGACCUUUCAUGAGACUAUGGCCAUCUAUGUUGGCGUACGAGCAGUCAGUGUGUUGACAGACAUAUUGGUUGUCCUCCUGCCAAUGAAGUUGGUGUGGGAUUUGAGGGUGUCAGCCAGGAAAAAAAUUGGGUUGGCGACGGUUUUCGGGUUGGGUGUGAUGUGUGUUUUUCCCCAUCUUUGCACCCUGUAGUGGGGAGGGGGGGGGAUAAUGGCUAACAAUGGCAGAGCAUGUAUCGCUGCUAUUCUGCGACUCGCUCUCUUGCCCAGGCUACUGCUCUCACUAGAUGUUUCUUGGAACAUUGUUGCUGUCACAUUGCUCGGCCGGAUCGAACAGUGUCUGGGCAUGAUAACCGCAAGCAUUCCUGCCCUCACAGCUCUCAUUUCAAAGUAACUCAUGCCCAUCCACUCCGCUUGCGGGGUUGAGUAUCAUCUAACUAACGUAAAGCUGUAGGUCACGGGGUCGCCUCCCCCAUCAACCAAGAAAAAGUUUCGGAACAUCCUAUGAGCCCUCAGGCCCCGGGAUGUCCGUCCAUGCAACCCAGGAUUUUGACCUCCUAGCCUACGCCUACGACCCGGACGGCGUGAACGUAGUAUACGCGACUGCGUAUGCCGGGAAUACCCACGGGCUCCGCGGCAGGGCCACUGGAUCCAGCGAUGAUAAUCUCGUGGAGGAAGGUGAAGGGAGGUGGUUGGAGCCAAACACAAUUUCCAAGACUACCACCGUAGAAGUGAUGGUGGCCUUACGUUGAUUUCUUUUUUUUCUUUUUCUUUUUCUCUUUUCUGAUAAAGACGGCUUGCGGGAUGGGUGCAUUUUAUAAUACAUAAAAAUAUCAUGAUGGUUU
Messenger RNA from Tuber aestivum (summer truffle), 1638 nucleotides. The record is from the annotation of a GenBank genome assembly. Lineage: Eukaryota; Fungi; Ascomycota; Pezizomycetes; Pezizales; Tuberaceae.